UGCUGUUUGUUUAUUUAUCUUAUGAACAUUUAUUCUCAAAUAUUUUCCAAUGUUAAUGAAGAAAGAAAAGAAAUGAUAAUGACAGCAUAUAAUAACAACGAUAACAACGAUGAAUUUACUACCUAUGAAUAUCAUGUUCAAGUAAUCGAAACGGAUGCAUCAAUACGAUGUGGCCUUAAACCAUUCACCAUAUAUCAAUUGAUUAUUGAAACAAAUCGAUUACAAUUGAUGAAAAAUGAUCAUAAUAAUCAUACGAUUUUAUUUGAAUGGCCAUAUAAAUAUGUAAGACGUUAUGGUUAUACAAGUAAUAGUAUAUCAUUUGAAGCCGGAUCUAAAUGUCAGACUGGUGAAGGAUUAUUUAUAUUUCGUAAUAAAAAAUCCAAAAUUUUAUACAAUCAAAUUACCAACAAUAUUGAUAAGAUCAAACGACAAAAAAAAUCAUUGUUGAUUGUUGAUGAGGAUGUUAUUGUUGUUGAUGAUGAUGAUCGAAGAAAAUCCAAUCUAAUUGAACAAAAACAAGAACAAAUACCACAUCUAAUAAUAAAUGAUUGUCCAUAUGCACAGUUUAGAAUUUACGAACAUUGUUAGGCCCUGCAAAUAUUC
Dermatophagoides pteronyssinus (European house dust mite) is the source of this 603-nucleotide messenger RNA. RefSeq names its product docking protein 1-like. Gene Ontology annotation, cellular component: cytoplasm. Gene Ontology annotation, biological process: cell surface receptor protein tyrosine kinase signaling pathway; positive regulation of MAPK cascade; Ras protein signal transduction. The record is from RefSeq and is a predicted model, not a curated record. Lineage: Eukaryota; Metazoa; Arthropoda; Arachnida; Sarcoptiformes; Pyroglyphidae.